GACGCUUCCACCGUUCCCAAGUAACCCAACACAGAUGGGAAGCUCUUCUCCUCCUCUCCUCCUCCUCUUCGUCCUGCUCCUCUUCCCCUUCUCUGCGCCCUCGCCGGCCCGGUCGGGCACCGUCGUCCCCCGACUCCCUGGCUUCCGAGGCCCUCUCCCUUUCCACUUGGAGACGGGGUACGUGGAGGUGGACGAGGUGAACGGAACGGAGUUCUUCUACUACUUCAUAGAGUCGGAAGGCAACCCCAGCGAGGACCCUCUGCUCCUCUGGCUCACUGGCGGCCCGAGGUGCUCCGCCUUCUGCGGUCUCGUCUUCGAAGUGGGUCCUCUAAAGUUUGUGUCUGCCAAAUACAAUGGAAGCUUGCCGAGCUUGGUAUAUCGUCCGUAUUCCUGGACUAAGGUCUCCAACAUGAUCUUUUUAGAUUCUCCGGUUGGCUCUGGAUUCUCAUUUUCAAGACAUGUUGAGAGCUAUUAUGAUGCUGGAGACAUCUCUUGGUCCCAACAUGUUUAUACCUUUCUCAUAAAGUGGCUUGUAGAUCACCCAAAGUUCCUCUCCAAUCCUCUUUACAUUGCUGGAGAUUCUUAUGCUGGGAAGAUUGUUCCAAUCGUCGCUCAAGAAGUAUUGAAUGGUAUUGAAGCUGAAAAAAGACCACUACUUAAUCUCCAGGGUUACGUAAUUGGCAACCCGGUUACGGGUGAAAAAAUUGAUCUAAAUGCUCGAGUGCCAUUUGCUCAUGGUAUGGGGAUCAUUUCAGAUGAUUUCUUUCAGUCGAUACAGAGAAGUUGUGUUGGACAAGAUUAUCAAAGUCCCAUCGAUUCAGAGUGUGAAAUGUGUUUUGAUACUUUUGAUGAAAUCCUGUCAGAAAUUAACAAGUAUAAUAUCUUGGAACCAAAAUGUGCUCCUGCGUCCCCAAAGCCAAAGACUAAAGGUAGAAGAGCACUUAAGGAGGAGUACCUACAUCUACUUAAGCCACCGCCUACUCCUGCUCUGAAUUGUAGGAACUAUGCUCAUAUUCUUGCCUAUUAUUGGGCAAAUACUGAUAUUGUGAGGGAGGCUCUCCACAUCAAGAAGGGAACAGUAGGAGAAUGGCAGAGAUGCACCUAUGACUUACCAUAUACGAGGGACAUCAAGAGCAGCAUAAAGUAUCAUCUCAGUGUCACAAGCAGCGGUUAUCGGGCGUUGGUAUACAGUGGUGAUCAUGACAUGCUAAUACCAUUUGUGGGGACAAAUCAAUGGACAAGAUCUCUCAACUUCUCCGUCAUUGACAACUGGAGAUCUUGGCAUGUCGAUGGCCAAGUUGCAGGGUAUGCAACGACAUAUUCCAACAACCUGACAUUUGUGACAGUGAAGGGUGCUGGUCACACAGCUGUAGAGUAUAAGAACAAGGAGUGUUUGGCUAUGAUUCGAAGAUGGCUUUCUCAUAAACCUCUAUGAAACCCUGGUGACCUUUAAAUCACUAUUGCAUCAUGGCAGUUGCAUAUUAGAAGCGGCUCAGGACAACCUACUUGCAUUCUUUCAUUGUGACUCAACCAACAUGUACUCUUUCAAUGCAUUGGGAUAUGUGAAAUAAAUCCAAGUCCCUCAAACAGUUUGGGUGUUGCAUUCCAUAUUUAUGCAAAUCAUAUAUUUAAGCAUUAACAUUGUAAUGUAUUACAUUUUGUUGGAAUGAACAUGAUAUACGAUCGUUGGAGUUUGUGGUCA
Musa acuminata subsp. malaccensis (wild Malaysian banana) is the source of this 1702-nucleotide messenger RNA. RefSeq names its product serine carboxypeptidase-like 17. Gene Ontology annotation, molecular function: acyltransferase activity, transferring groups other than amino-acyl groups; serine-type carboxypeptidase activity. The record is from RefSeq and is a predicted model, not a curated record. Gene Ontology annotation, biological process: secondary metabolic process; proteolysis. NCBI's taxonomy places the organism in Eukaryota, Viridiplantae, Streptophyta, Magnoliopsida, Zingiberales, Musaceae.